AUGGUGUUUUAUUUUACUCUCGCUUCCGACCCCUCAGUUUUCUGCUACAUGGGCCGUGACAAGUACGAGAACGAGGAGCUUAUCAAGUAUGGGUGGCCAGAGGACAUCUGGUUCCAUGUAGACAACCACAGCAGUGCGCAUGUAUACGUGCGCAUGCCGAAGGGGAAGGGCAUGGAUGAUUUAACACCGGAGAUGAUUGAGGAGUGUUGCCAGCUUACCAAAGCCAACAGUAUCGAGGGAUGUAAGCUGAAUCACGUCCGUGUAGUGUACACACCAUGGAGUAACCUACUGAAGACGAAGGGGAUGGAUGCUGGGCAGGUGGGAUUUCAUGUGGAAUCCCAACGCCGUUACCACACAGUCGAAAAGAAAAAUAACGCGCUGCUUAACAAGUUGGAGAAGACAAAAAUCACAAAGGAAAAUGUGGAUUUUAAGGCGUUGAGAGAGGAGCGGGACGCGGAAGAACGACGAACAGAACGCAAGGCUCUCUUAGAAAAGCAACAGCGCGAAAAGGAAGAGAUGGAGGCGAGGAAAAAGGCGGCGGACCUGAAGUCAUACGUAUCUCUUAUGGACGAAACGAAGAUGCACACAAAUCAAGAGGGGGUCCCGGAUGAAGAUGACUUCAUGUAA
Trypanosoma cruzi is the source of this 627-nucleotide messenger RNA. RefSeq lists its product as uncharacterized. The coding region runs from base 1 to 627 and encodes 208 amino acids. Lineage: Eukaryota; Euglenozoa; Kinetoplastea; Trypanosomatida; Trypanosomatidae. The transcript has a single exon. The record is from RefSeq and is a predicted model, not a curated record.